AUGUCGAUCCCAGUGGUGACAAACAUUGAGCUCAGCUCCCUGGCCAAGCUUGCCAGCGGCAAGGUGCGGGAUCUUUACAAUGUCGACGAUAAGACGCUGUUGUUCGUAACAACGGACCGCAUCUCAGCCUACGACGUCAUCAUGGCCAACGGGGUGCCCCUCAAGGGCGCUGUUCUCACCAACAUCUCGGCCCACUGGUUCAAGUACAAGAAGUCGGGCACGGUACACGGACUGGCCGUGCCUGCCGGCCUCCAGCAAUGCUCCCCCUUCCCGGAGCCCAUCUACACCCCCAGCACCAAGGCCGAGCUGGGCCAGCAUGACGAGAACAUCACCCCCGAGCAGGCGGCCAAGAUCGUUGGAGAGAAGUACGCUGCACGCAUCGAGGCUCUGGCGUUGAAGGUCUACAAGGCCGGUGCGGCCUAUGCGGCUGAGCGGGGGAUCAUCAUUGCCGACACCAAGUUUGAGUUUGGUCUGGACGAGGAGACAGAUGAGAUUGUCCUCAUUGACGAGGUUCUCACCCCCGACAGCUCGCGCUUCUGGCCUGCGGAUGAAUAUGAGGUUGGCCGGGACCAGGACAGCUUCGACAAGCAGUUUUUGAGAAAUUGGUUGACCAAGGAGGGGCUCAAGGGCAAGGAUGGUGUUGAGAUGCCUGCUGAUAUUGCUCAGUCCACCAGCGAGAGGUAUUUGGAUGCUUUCAAACGUCUGACUGGCAAGACAUUGCAAGAAGCUCUUCAGGGGUAA
Molecule: messenger RNA, 741 nt
Organism: Podospora anserina S mat+
Lineage: Eukaryota; Fungi; Ascomycota; Sordariomycetes; Sordariales; Podosporaceae
Exons: 2
Coding region: 1-741 (246 amino acids)
Biological process (GO): 'de novo' IMP biosynthetic process
Cellular component (GO): cytoplasm
Molecular function (GO): phosphoribosylaminoimidazolesuccinocarboxamide synthase activity
Source: RefSeq, a predicted model, not a curated record